Molecule: messenger RNA, 3183 nt
Organism: Anopheles stephensi (Asian malaria mosquito)
Lineage: Eukaryota; Metazoa; Arthropoda; Insecta; Diptera; Culicidae
Exons: 5
Coding region: 516-1028 (170 amino acids)
Biological process (GO): positive regulation of voltage-gated potassium channel activity; regulation of synaptic transmission, cholinergic; sleep
Source: RefSeq, a predicted model, not a curated record
CCCUUGUGCCCAGUCUGUAACGGUCAUUCGCGCGGUAUUGAAGUCCGACUCGGCACGUAUUACGAUUCGAACGGAUGAACGGAUCACUUUAAUCGCGGAUUUCUUUUCCCUUUCUCUACUUCUCUCUGUCCACCUUUGACUUUUCUACGCCCAUCGACGACCCACCGAUCCUUUCGAUUCUGUAACUCUGGUAUGGUGGUGUUUUCUUUAGCUGUGUGCCCUUUCAAAAACCGGACACCGUUUGGCGCGGUGUUUUCGGGAUAAGUGAAAAUCCAUCACAAAACAAGGAAACCGUUCCUUCACUUGUUCACUGGCAAGGCAAGGAAAACCCGUCCCCAGAUCCGUGCUUUCCGUGGUGUGUUUGUUUGUGAGGUGGUGCUUGUUCGCGAUAAGCAGAAAAACGGGGAGUCCAAGCCUGAACCAAAGCCGACGCCAACGUGUCUCCCGCAGGCCAAGUGAACCGGAAAUCGUAGUCGGCGACCAGAAGACCACCACCGCACCGCCACCGAGACAAAAUGAGCAAAUUCUAUUCGAUUUUUAUGCAAAUUUGUGUGAUCGCCGCAUCGAUGCAGGCCGGACUAAGCAUCAAAUGCUACAACUGUGACUCAACCAGCAACGAAGAGUGUAUGGAUCUGAAGCGAAACUCCGCCAUCGUCGCCGAGACGUGUACGCCCAGUAAAAUGGCGUCCACGACCGGUAACUGGUUGGCGGACCUGACACGCAUCGAGUACUUUGGCGGUACGGAAAUUACGGUGCCGAUGGUGUGCCAGAAAAUCGUCGCCUCUAAUGAAAAUGGCGAUACGAUGACGUACCGUGGCUGUCAGCUGGACGGAGGUAAAACCGACCCCUGUCAGAUCGCGUACGGCAAGGCGAAGCUACAGCGUGGCGUAAAGAUCGAGUCCUGUUCCAUCUGCAAGGAUGAUGCGUGCAAUGCCGCACCACGGUUGGCAGCUCGUCCAACGGUUUGGUUUCUAGCCGGUAGCGUGCUCGCUCUGUUCGGAUUCUCCGCCCGACGGCUCGCUCUGUAAAACGUACUUAUCCACAUCAUCAUCCACACCUUCAACGGCGUGCUGAAUAGUACGCGAACUAUCUAGCGUCAGUGGUCAGUUCAUCAUCGAACCUGUACAUAUUGAUUGAUUGAUAAAAUCAACCCGCAUUAAUGCACACGUGGAAUCUGCUGCUAACUGCUCAGCGCUGCUGCGUCAACUGCGACGUCGGCACCGAUGAGCCAUCACGACCCUUUAUCGUCUGUAAUCCGCGCGCCAAACGCGCCCCCUACUAUAAAUAGGAUCCCAUCCAAAAUAAAGCUUUCUCUAGCUAUUUAAUCAGUACCGAAUUAAUAACUUGCCAGCUUAAUCAUCCCGCGCCUUAAUCAAUCUCUGACUCACUCUCCUAACCCGAUGGCGUGUGGUUAAAAAAAACACACACACACAAAGUCGCUUUAUUAUGAUAACGGGCGUGAGUCACGCGGCAUAUAUUUGCUGGGGUGUAAUAUGAUCGAUUUUUAUUCUUUCCUUCUUCUACCGGGAGACACGCUAGUGAUUGAGUAGAUAAAAGCGUUAUGAACAACGCAAUCUAACGGACGAAAAGGGAUAAUGUAGAACGAGAAUGGAGAGAAGGUGCGAUAAGGCAGCUCGAGGAACAAGAGCUGAUAGCAAAACUAAGCUAAGCUUUGCCGAGAACAUACCGCUAGAAGUAAAAUUAAAUAAUUAGCGAAAAAGAGCGAACAAAAGUGGCGUUGAAGAAAAAAUUAGCGAAACUAUUGGAAUACAGCCCCCGAAGAUCAAAUUCACGCAUAUGCCUUCAUUCGAUUAACAAACAGAAAAAGGAAGCAAACAUUAAUGCAAAACUUGUUGGGAAGCAUAAGUUAAGAUUGUCAUAACUACACUUAUGAAUAACUCUAAUAUUCAAACACUAGAGAUAACACACACUCGUAACUGAUAAAGGAGAGGAGCACGAUGCAGUGAUGGAUAAUGGAGCCAGUUUGGAGCCGAUUAAGUUAGUGUGCGCUUCACGUAUGUCGCUUUGUCACACGAUAAUAAGAAAAAACCCAUCUCCAAGAAAUCUCUUAGAAAUUAUGCUAAAGUUACAGUGUUUUACAGCAGGAUAUAGAACAAGUGUCUCGAUGUUUAAAACAGCGUGCGGUUGAACCUGUGUGUGUUAUGUCAAAAUCGCACAAUGGUUACAAUCAUUUAGACACUUGUUAUAUGGGCUGAAAAACACACACACACACAUUGUAAGUGGAUGUAGGGACGAUUUGAUAACACAAAAUAAAACCAUUAGAAAACAUAUGCAGAUAUAUAGUCGCUGCAGUUUUGUUUGUUGUUUGGCACAAUAAUUAUUAGUCAGAUAGUGAGGAGGGAAGUAAAAAACAAAAACCAAUGGGAGACUUCUAAGUCCCAAACCAGCCGGCUAAUAUUAGCUCAAAUGUGUGUGGUAUGAUACUAGCGUUGGAAGUAGUAUGAGUAGAAGCAUGUAAACACCAGUCGAAAAUACACCAUCAACACGCACACCCUCACCCAUUAACUGCACACCGAUAAGCCGACAAGUGUGGCGAAUCUCUUUCUGUUUUAAAUAAUAGUUACAAGUAAGUUGAAAGAGUUAAAAAUAAAAACUACUUGCAAUGGUGGCACAAAGGAAACAAACAUGUUCGAGGCUUUACCACACUAAUACACUUACGACGGUUGAAUAAUGUCACCUUUUGAAGGCCCAUUUACGUUAACAGGCGUAAUAGUUUUAUGAUUACCGAUUAAAAAGGCAAGUCACGCAGUUUAGGUCAAUUGAGCACAUUCGUUGAUGUAUAUAAAACAUGUUUUUAGCCAAGUUUUUUAAACAAUCAAUUCUGUUGAUAAUAUUUUUCUCUUUUUAAAUAAAAUAAAAUAAAAAAUCAAACACACACGCACGCACAACCUUAAGCGAGCUCUUCUGAAUUGGGUAGAAUUUUUUUUUUUUGGUAACAGUACUGGUAGUGGAAUUUAGUCGCAAACAAACAAAUAAAAAAAUAUUUAAAAAACAAAAAUCAUCCAAAAAGCAAAAUUUAAGACAAACACCCAAAUCACGCAACUAAUAAUAACAAACAAACGAAAAACGCACUGAAAAAUGGAAGUAGAUUCAAAACAUAAAACCCACACACACCAACACAUGUAACACGUGAUUGAGGCGGAAACUAAAUGACACUAUCAA